Molecule: messenger RNA, 825 nt
Organism: Cyphellophora attinorum
Lineage: Eukaryota; Fungi; Ascomycota; Eurotiomycetes; Chaetothyriales; Cyphellophoraceae
Exons: 1
Coding region: 1-825 (274 amino acids)
Source: RefSeq, a predicted model, not a curated record
AUGCUCGAUCGACCUCGUAUCUGGCUGGACGCCAGCGGCGAGGAUAUCGUCAAUCUGAUCCUGUACUCACCGUUGAUCGUGCCCUCCACUUAUGGACAUAGGUAUAUGUUGGUGUCUCUGGUGGAUGUGACAGAAUUCAUCAAGGACAGCGCCGGAUAUGUCCCCGAGCUUGACACAAUAUCGGAAGACAUCUCGAUCGUUGAUGAGGUUGCAACUCCGCCAUCCAUUCCCCAUCGGGCCCCUAGGAUUUGGUCAGACUACGAGUACCACCUGUCUUCCGAUGAUCUGCUUGGAGGGUGCACUCCGGACUAUCAUAAGGCAUACACGGCGCGUCCGGGGCCAGAGCUGGAGGAGGACAUCUGGUUGACGUUGGCCGCUGCAGAAAACCAGUCCAUUUCGACUAGCACAAGAACAGCCUCCAGACCACACCCGUCCCAAUCACCGAAGAGUUCUGGACGUGGCGCCGCGCCACACGCAAGGGACACGACAGACGACAGCCUAGAGGAGUUCAUGAAGAGCCUGCAGGACUUGCACUCUCAUUUCUUCUUGUUGAGCAAAUCACCAUUGGCGGACCAUUACGAGAUAUGUACUGUCUCGCCGAUGAUUGCAGCGAGUAGAGAUUGGAGCGCCGGCCUGUCGUGCAACUCAUUUGAGGUCCUGGAUUAUGUGGGAGAGCGGCUCGACGAGGAUGAGCCGUUCACUGUCAAGGUGCGGUGGGGAUCUGCUGGAGCACCGAAACAGUUGUACUGCUCGCCAUUAUUCAUGGGGCCUUCCAUCUCAUGGGUCUGCUAUCUGGUAGACGAGGAGAUAGGGAUGUUGUGGUAG